AUGUUAGACAUGAUGGAGGUGGAGAAAGAUAUGCAUGCGCAGCGCCUGUGGCGGAUGCACCUGCAAAGCAACCCUCAGCCCCUGUGGGGCUGGCUGGGAGCUCAGAACCACAGCCUGGUCCUCGGGAGCAUCGCCUGGUGCGAUGGCUCAGCUUUCCUCGUGGGCUUCUUGAUCAAGGGAGAUACCGAGCACGGACAUAUUAGCAGCACCAUGCCGAAGAGAAAGACGGCUUCCUCGCUGAAGGGCCUUUGCCUGGAGAAGCUGGCUGCGAUCAUGCAGCACUUCAGCACCAAGAUCUACACCAAGAGUGAUAUGCAGCGCUACCACACCUGCUCCAUGGAGGGGCCCUUCCGUGAGCUGGCCGGCUCCGUCGUCCAGGAGCUGCUCCAGCUGCUUCGGAAGAGGAACCGCCUGGCCUACCCCGUGCUGUGCUGGCUGCUUGUGCCACAGCUGGUGGAGCUGGACCUGGACAGCUGCCCGGAGCUGGUCAGCAAGGAUGUUGCUGCGAUCGUCACAGGGCGCUGCACGAAUCUGUCCACGCUCACUCUCCGCAACUGCAGCCUGGUCUCUCCAGACAUCCUGCUCGACCUGGUGAAAGGGUUGCCGCGUCUCUUGAAACUGGACCUCUCGAACACCCAGUGUGACAUACAUGUCUUGGCAGCCGUGGGCGCCUGCUGCCAGCAGAUCCGGGAACUGAACAUCUCCUGCUGCAAGAGGCUGCCUCCCAGUGCCCUCCUUCAUCUGGCCUAUGACCUCCAAGGGCACUCCUUCCUCUGCCCGGCACUGGAGAAACUCACGGCUCUUUAUCUGGGGCCUGGCAUGACCAGAAAAGAGCUGGUUUCAGCGCUGGCCUUUGUGUUGCUCGCACUGCCCAGCCUGAAGGUAUUUUUCCAGGAGAACCUGGCAGAGGCCCUGUGUAUGGUCCACCUGCAGAACUUUGCCAGCGCCCAGAUCGCCCCGGGGUUUCCUUCUCUGGAUAAGCUGGUGCAGAACAGGCUGUCCACCCACACCAACGGGAGGAGGUCCCAUCUCACACUGCCCCUUAAGGAGAUACGGGAGAUCACCGAGCCCUACCUGCGUGGCGUCAGUGCCGUGUGCCCAGACCUGGAGGUCGUGACGGUGUUAAUACGGGAUGGCCCCAGCUGGGCCCAAAUCUUGCUGUCAUGGCGCCAUGUCACCCAGCUGAACGUCUGCUGCAAGGGGGCCAGGGACCUGAGGCAGCUCCUGCCUGUGCUGAAGUGCCUGGGGACCCAGCUUGAAUCCCUCUCAUUCAGCGUCUUCUCCUUAGAGGACGAGCUGGCGUUCCCGCUCCUGCUGAGCCACUGCCCCAACCUCCAGAAGAUGAGCACUUCCCUCUUCCCUCCACUGAGGUGUGACUGUAGCAGGGAGCCGGAUGCUGAGGCCUUGGGCUGGGACUUCCAGCUGGCUGCCAGCAAAUUCCCGCCCCUCUGCGACCUUGACCUGUGCUACUACGACACAGGGCACCCCCUGCCUGCACAGCAUGCAGAGGUGCUGAGGAGAACCCUCGUGGCCCUGCUCAAGCAGUCCCCAGGCCUGGAAAGACUGAGGCUCUUCGGCUUGCCGUUCUCCCUGGAUGAAGUGUUUGCGGAGGUGCUGGAGCCUCCCAACACGGCCCUGGUGCAGCUCCAGGAGCUUUCCCUGAUGAACAACAAGCUGUCCGUUCACACCAUCCACCAGCUGUUGUCUUCAGAGAAUCAGCUGCGCUACCUUACGUUGCAGGCUUGCUCAGACAUCCACAAGGUGGAGUAUGAGGAGCUCAGCAAGAGAAUCUGGUCGGAGCGCCUUGACCUGUUCAUAUUCGGGGCCUCUGUGUGGUGA
Molecule: messenger RNA, 1839 nt
Organism: Varanus komodoensis (Komodo dragon)
Lineage: Eukaryota; Metazoa; Chordata; Lepidosauria; Squamata; Varanidae
Exons: 5
Coding region: 1-1839 (612 amino acids)
Biological process (GO): SCF-dependent proteasomal ubiquitin-dependent protein catabolic process
Cellular component (GO): SCF ubiquitin ligase complex
Source: RefSeq, a predicted model, not a curated record